This is a messenger RNA of Electrophorus electricus (electric eel), 1459 nucleotides long. RefSeq names its product collagen triple helix repeat containing 1a (gene cthrc1a). NCBI's taxonomy places the organism in Eukaryota, Metazoa, Chordata, Actinopteri, Gymnotiformes, Gymnotidae. The record is from RefSeq and is a predicted model, not a curated record.
GUCAGCUAUAGUAGGCAGACCUCCGUGACAAUUCUUCCGAAACUGUUGAAACUUGUCAUCUCACAACCGCGUGGGGUGAUUUUCUUUAACCAAACCAUUGGACUGUAUGUGUAGUUGCUUUGUGCAUGUGCAAAACCAGAGCCCCGCGGUUAUAAAGUCCUAGGUUUUCUGUUUUAAGUUUUAUGUAGCUAUUUUUUUUAAAUCGGACGCUCACGGCGGACCAGCAGAAAAGCACCUUUGUAGCGCACAUCCUGUCUGCCCCGCAUGGGACCAGGCGCGCACACUGUGGAUUUCAGUGUCUCCAACUCAGCGAAAAUGGGAGCCCGCUUUCUGAUCUGCUUCUGUGUGAUUUUACCUUUGUGUGUGACCGAAAAAGCUAAAGAGAAGGCAGCUCGACAGAGGGAAGCCGAGUUCUCGGAUAAGUACAACACGUGUAUGCAGGGUCCCCCUGGUAUGCAGGGCAGGGAUGGUAAUCCAGGGAUUAAUGGCAUUCCGGGCACUCCUGGGAUCCCAGGCCGGGAUGGAAUGAAGGGGGAAAAGGGAGAGUGUGUGACUGAGAGGUUUGAGGAACCAUGGAGACCCAACUAUAAACAGUGUGCCUGGAGCUCUCUUAACUAUGGCAUUGACCUGGGAAAAAUAGCUGAGUGCACGUUCACCAAGAUGCGCUCAGACAGCGCCCUGCGGGUGCUCUUCAUCGGCUCACUCAGGCUCAAGUGCAAGACGGCCUGCUGCCAGCGUUGGUACUUCACCUUCAAUGGGGCAGAAUGCACGGGGCCUCUGCCCGUUGAGGCCAUCAUCUACCUGGACCAGGGCAGCCCUGAGCUUAACUCCACCAUCAACAUUCACAGGACGUCCACAGUGGAGGGUCUGUGUGAGGGCAUUCCUGCUGGCCUGGUGGAUGUGGGGAUUUGGGUGGGCACCUGUGCCGACUACCCACGGGGCGAUGCUUCCACCGGCUGGAACUCCGUAUCCAGGGUGAUCAUCGAAGAGCUUCCCAAAUGAUCCUCGCGAUCCCAUUUCCCCCCCAUUCACCACUAUUGUUAUGGUUGCUGUGGCGACACCAGGCUGAAUGAGAAACAUGGAUCUUCAGUCAGAAUACUCUGGUUCAGUUCAUUAAAUUUAGGAUGCACAGAGUUCAAUGCAAAAAGUCACAACUACUGUACAAUGAGCCUCCUGUUAGUUAGUGCCUGAGUGAACGAAGUUUCGUUUAUUUUUCUUCCAAGAUAAAUACUGUAAUGGCGAUUCCAUUAUGUAUUUAAAUACUGCCAUGUCUAUUCCAUUUUGUAUCUAAAUACUAUCAUACCAAUACCAUUAUGCAUUUCAGUGAACUGUUGGUAAAAUUGUGACUUUGUUCACACUGCUGGUUAUCCUGUGCAUAUUUUUAAGUAAGGCCCAUUGCUUGUGUGUUAUGUUUAUAUGUUCAUCUUAUUAAAAUCAGUUACCAUUUUUAAACUUUAAA